CUCAUGAGAAUGAUAAGUAGAAGAAGUAUAUCUUCUUCUUCUCUCAUCUUCAAGUUCGUUUUCUUUUCUAGCCUUUUCUCUAGUUUGCUCGCAUCUAGCUUGGAUUCUGACAAUGAUGGUCGAAAGAUUUAUAUUGUGUACAUGGGGAACAAGCUGGAGGAUUCAGCUUCCACUCCUUCACAUCACAUGAGAAUGUUGGAAGAAGUGGUUGGCAGCUCAUUUGCUCCAGAAGCUCUACUCCACAGCUACAAGAGAAGUUUCAAUGGAUUUGUGGUAAAGCUCACUGAAGAAGAAGCUCAAAAGAUUUCUGCCAAGGAAAACGUUGUGUCUGUGUUUCCAAAUGAAAAGAAACAUCUUCAUACCACAAGAUCAUGGGAUUUCAUGGGUUUUACACAAAAAGCUCCUCGUGUAAAACAAGUUGAAAGCAACAUUGUUGUUGGAGUUUUGGACUCUGGAAUUUGGCCAGAAUCUCCUAGCUUUAGUGAUGUUGGUUAUGGCCCUCCACCCCCUAAAUGGAAGGGCGCUUGCCAAACCUCUGCUAACUUUCAUUGCAACAGAAAAAUCAUUGGAGCUCGAGCAUAUCGGAGCGACAAAUUCUUUCCUCCUGAAGACAUUAAAAGUCCAAGAGAUUCAGACGGUCAUGGGACACACACCGCAUCGACAGUGGCCGGAGGUCUCGUGAAUCAAGCGAGUUUGUACGGUCUUGCACUCGGCACAGCCAGAGGAGGGGUUCCCUCUGCACGCAUUGCAGUGUACAAGAUAUGUUGGUCCGAUGGGUGUUACGAUGCCGACAUUCUAGCGGCAUUCGACGAUGCAAUCGCGGACGGUGUCGAUAUCAUAUCUCUUUCAGUUGGAGGGAGCAAACCCAAAUAUUACUUCAAUGAUUCAAUUGCCAUUGGAGCUUUCCACUCGAUGAAGCAUGGAAUAUUGACCUCCAACUCUGCUGGAAAUGAUGGCCCUGACUAUUUCACUAUUAGAAAUUUCUCUCCAUGGUCUCUUUCUGUGGCUGCAAGCUCCAUUGAUAGAAAGUUGGUGUCAAGAGUGCAGCUUGGCAACAAGAAUACUUUUCAGGGAUAUACAAUUAACACAUUUGAUCUUAAAGGAAAACAACAUCCCCUCAUUUAUGCUGGAAGUGCUCCCAAUAUCUCUGCAGGAUUCACUGGCUCUAGCUCCAGAUUUUGCUCCAGAAAUUCAGUGGAUCGCAACUUGGUGAAGGGAAAAAUCGUUCUUUGUGACUCUGUAUUGUCUCCUGCAACGUUUGUUUCCUUGAAUGGCGCAGUGGGUGUUGUUAUGAAUGAUCUUGGAGUGAAGGAUAAUGCAAGAUCCUAUCCCUUGCCUUCCUCCUACCUCGACCCGGUCGACGGGGACAACAUCAAAACCUACAUGGAUCGAACCAGAUUCCCAACUGCAACCAUUUUGAAGAGUAAUGCAGUGAAUGAUACGUCUGCUCCUUGGAUUGUUUCUUUCUCCUCUAGAGGACCCAAUCCGGAAACCUACGACAUUCUCAAGCCGGAUUUGACUGCCCCAGGAGUUGAAAUUCUUGCAGCAUGGUCUCCAAUUGCAACGGUUUCCAGCGGUGUUAGAGAUUCGAGGACGACGCUCUAUAAUAUAAUUUCAGGGACGUCUAUGUCUUGCCCGCAUGCCACUGCAGCUGCUGUGUAUGUAAAAACAUUCCAUCCCACAUGGUCUCCUGCUGCCAUCAAAUCAGCUCUUAUGACAACUGCUACUCCACUGAAUGCCAAACUCAAUACCCAAGUAGAGUUUGCAUAUGGUGCAGGCCAUAUCAACCCACUCAGGGCAGUACAUCCAGGGUUAUUGUACGACGCAUAUGAAAGCGACUAUGUUAGAUUCUUGUGUGGCCAAGGUUACACCACCGCCAUGGUUCGCCGCCUCUCGGGUGACAACAGUGUUUGUACUCGUGCCAACUCCGGUCGAGUUUGGGAUCUAAACUAUCCGUCUUUUGCUCUUUCUUCCACCAGUUCACAAUCCUUCAACCAAUUUUUCAGAAGAACUGUCACAAACGUUGGAUCGAAAGUUUCGACAUAUAGAGCUAAGGUUGUUGGCGUCCCCCGCGGGCUUUCAAUCACCGUGAACCCUCCAGUUCUGUCAUUCAAUGCCAUUGGACAGAAGAAAUCUUUUACGUUGACAAUUCGCGGAUCCAUCAGCCAAUCUAUAGUCUCUGCUUCUUUGGUGUGGAGUGAUGGUCAUCAUAAUGUGAGAAGCCCAAUCACAGUAUUUGUUGUUGGUACAGCUUAAAUUUUGUUUGUAUUUUUAAUUCAAAGUUUGAAACUUUGUGUGUCAUUCUUUACACGUUGGAAAGGUGAAGAGAAUAAGAAUUUGUAACUUAAACUUACUUUGCAAAUCGUAACUUUUGGUUUUCCUAUCCUUGUAUAAGUUAAUUAUUUAUUAUAUUAUAUUAUUUGUUACUGCA
Molecule: messenger RNA, 2431 nt
Organism: Cucumis sativus (cucumber)
Lineage: Eukaryota; Viridiplantae; Streptophyta; Magnoliopsida; Cucurbitales; Cucurbitaceae
Product: cucumisin
Exons: 10
Coding region: 4-2256 (750 amino acids)
Biological process (GO): proteolysis
Molecular function (GO): serine-type endopeptidase activity
Source: RefSeq, a predicted model, not a curated record